CCAAUGAGAGCAGCCCACGUUUCCACACGAACCCGGAUGUGCGACGCGUGGACCAACCACUGCUAAUGUAGGACAGACAGGGACAAACAAGGAGGGGACAACUCUACUAGAAGACAGAAAGGUGUCGUGUACAAAGUAUACAGGCUGUCAGCUGUUCAACCUACUACUUAAAAGGUGUUUUAAGUCCAAGUGAGUUAAUGUCAAGGUGAGGGGGGAACUUUUGUUAAAGGGGGGAACCUUUUAGCGGUUGCACCUCCAUUUCUACACGGACUACUGUCACACCGGGACCGUAAAUACACCGUCGUAGCUUGUUGUUCCUGUUGGUAACAAGCGGAGGAAGACUCGGUGAAGGUUUAAUACAGAAUAACACCGUUUCAAUGACACAAAGCGGUGUUUCCAGUCCAACUGAAAGCAGAGGUUCCGGUGAGGAGGUUGGUUCCGGGGUGUGACGGUGUGAGGAGAGGCCGCGGAUGGAGUCGUGUCGGCGGGCUGGUGGACUCAGCGGGGUCCUGUGCUCCCUGUCACUGCUCUGUGUCAUCCUGGACAUCCAGCUGGACGGUGUCUUGGGGGCGACUCAUGUCGAGAUCGAGCACCACUUGGAGAUGGGCCGCAAACUUUUGGCUGCUGGUCAGCUGGCCGAGGCCUUGUCCCACUACCACUCCGCUGUGGAGGGGGACUCUAAGAAUUACCUGACCUACUACAAGCGAGCUGCAGUGUUCCUGGCGAUGGGGAAAUCCAAAUCUGCCCUGCCAGACCUGACCAGAGCCAUUCAGCUCAAGCCUGACUUCCUGGCUGCCCGCUUGCAGAGAGGGAAUAUCCUGUUAAAGCAGGGCAACACACAGGAGGCCAGGGAGGACUUUGAAGCAGUGCUGCAGCGCUCCCCAGACCACGAAGAAGCUCUGGACCAUCUGAUGAGAGCGAACGAGCUGGAGGAGAUGCAGGAGGAGGCCCAUGCUGCGUACCACGAAGGGGACUAUAGCACUACCAUCUCUGUGCUGGAGAGAGUCAUUGAGAUCUCUCCGUGGGAUCCCGAGUCGCGGGAGCUCCGUGCAGAAUGUUACAUCCGAAUGGGGGAUCCACAGAAAGCCAUCCAGGAUCUGACGCCGACCACGCGGCUACGCAACGACAACCGCGCCGCCUUCCUGAAGCUCAGCAUGCUGCACUACAGCCUCGGAGAUCACCACGAGUCACUCAAUCACAUCCGAGAGUGUCUGAAGCUGGACCAGGAUGACAAAGAGUGUUUCGGCCACUACAAGCAGGUGAAGAAGCUCAGCAAGCAGCUGGACUCUGCGGAAGAGCUCAUUCAGCAGGACAGGUAUCAGGAAGCCAUUGGAAAGUAUGAAUCCGUGAUGAAGACGGAGCCGAAUAUCCCGUACUACACCAACCUGGCCAAAGAGAGGAUAUGCUUCUGCUUCGUCAAGAUUAACUUGGCUCAGGAGGCCAUAGACGUGUGCUCAGAGGCUCACCAGAGGGACCCCCGCAACGCCAACGUCCUCCGAGACCGAGCCGAGGCUUACAUCCUCAACCAGGACUACGAGAAAGCCGUGGAGGACUACCUAGAGGCGAGAGAGUUUGACGGCGAAGGCGAACGCAUGGAUCUCAAAGAAGGGCUGGAUCGAGCACAGAAGAUGCUCAAAGUCUCUCGCAAGAGGGACUACUACAAGAUCCUCGGCGUCGGCAGGAGUGCAAACAAGCAGGAGAUCAUCAAGGCGUACAGGAAGCUGGCGAUGCAGUGGCACCCGGACAACUUCCAGCUCGAGUCUGAGAAGAAAGAGGCGGAAAAGAGGUUUAUCGACAUCGCGUCGGCUAAAGAGGUCCUCACUGAUCCAGACAUGAGGCAGAAGUUUGACGCGGGUGAGGAUCCCCUGGACCCUGAAAACCAGCAGGGUGGAGGCGGAGGUGGAGGACAGGGCUGGCCUUAUCACUUCAACCCAUUUGAGUCUGGCGGCAGCUUCCACUUCAAGUUCCACCACAACUAGAGCGGAGGACUUGACGAACACGAGGUGGGGUGGGUGGUGUGGGGGACAUUUGGGAAGAACAACGGCGGAUUUAUGGAGAAGUCUUCCUCAGAACUUGUGCUUCGACUUGGGACACAGUUUUGUCGGUUACUUGAACAUUUUGAUUUUUGAAUGCAGCGGAGGCUUGAGCUGUACAGAGAGAAAACUGGACUUCUCACCACUAAAGCUAAGGAUCUAACUGUGGCUGCUGUUGAGUAAAACGUGUCGCUGUGGUUGAAGGAAAUGAAGUCUCGCGGUCUGGUGGUUGAAAGCAGUCGAUGUGGGACAUUUGGUUUGUCCGCUCUUAUUACUCGUUUCUUUCUUUGUGCCAUUCUUUAACAAGGGACUCUUUUUUUUAAUGCAGUAGCUACUUGGACGUUACACAGGAGGACUGUCGGCGCGUUGAUUUCUGCUCGCAGUAUUCUUUAAAGGAAUCACAUGUUUACUGAUCUCGGUCUAUAUUUUUGACCAUGUCAAACCUUCUCUGUACUAGAGAACCAAGAUUUUUAUACAUCACGGCAUCGGGAGGCAUUUUGUUGCGCUUCUACAUUUGAUGGUAAGUAGGUGAGACUUCAGCACUAUUAGAAGGAAACUUGUGGCUGUUCCAAGUUUUGAAAUCCUAUGGAUCUUAAAUCAAUGCCGCUCCCUGAGUUUGAUUUUAAAUUUGUUUUCACCAGCUAUCUAAUUGGAAUAAUGUGUGAAUUCUGUAUUUUAUUGUAUCUUAAACAGGCUACAUGCAGCUCCAAACAUUAUGGAUGUAACUUAUAAUGACAACUUGGUUAAAAACUCACACAUUAACUGCAAAAAAAGUUCAAUAUUCUGGACAAAAGCGUAGAAAUUGACGACUGCCCUUUUCACUUCUUUCAAAGCACGUCUUUGAAAACUUGCACUUUUACCCCUUUUUCGUUUGAAAAAAAAACACUCCACAUCUUCUCCACUUCUGAAAUGUUAAUGAAGGCUUUUUAAAAGCCGUUCAAACACUCUUUACAAACCAAGUGUGUCCUCACUGGUUAUCUGAGAGUCUCAUUUAUAAAAAGGUCUUAAAGGAAUGUGCACAUUAUAAAUGUUAUACUGAGCUGUGGUAUGUUAGUUACAUGUUUCAUGUACAUUUGGAUGAACUGAGGCACAAUUUGAAAACUUAAGUUGCAGAUAAAAAGUGCCAGAUUAUAAAUGAGGCUCCAGCCAGGAAGGACACACAACAGUUAAACCGUAAACUAAGAUGACUUAAGUUAUUUUGUCCACGAUAUCUUAAAGAUACAGUUACUGUAACGGCUUUGAAUCCUGUCUACUGCUCGACUGUGUGAACCAAAAUGUGACCGGCUCUUUGUAUUUAAAUCGACUGAGUGAGAUGGAUUUUGUUUCUGGGUUUUUCUUUUUAAGGUUUUCUGCUGUUAGUGGCAUCAAUUUUACUGUUGCCAAACUGAAUCAGCUGACAUGCUCAAGCGUAUUAAAAUAUUGAAACAA
This is a messenger RNA of Sebastes umbrosus (honeycomb rockfish), 3461 nucleotides long. RefSeq names its product DnaJ (Hsp40) homolog, subfamily C, member 3b (gene dnajc3b). Gene Ontology annotation, biological process: protein folding in endoplasmic reticulum. Gene Ontology annotation, cellular component: endoplasmic reticulum. Gene Ontology annotation, molecular function: protein-folding chaperone binding; misfolded protein binding. The transcript has 12 exons. Lineage: Eukaryota; Metazoa; Chordata; Actinopteri; Perciformes; Sebastidae. Bases 471 to 1979 code for a protein of 502 amino acids. The record is from RefSeq and is a predicted model, not a curated record.